AAAAACCACUCAAAUUCUGCAGCUCUUUCCCAGCAAAUUAGCCACUCCAUUUCCUCUCCAUCGCCGCCGCGUUCUCCGACCGUCCGCCCUAUUUCCCGCCGAUGGAGAACAUUCUGGAUGAGUAUCGCUAUUACUGGGAAACCAAUAUGUUUCUCCAGACGGAAGAAUUCGACAGAAAUUUCAGUUGGGGAUUAGAUGAAGCAUUUUAUGGUUCUUAUGAUUCGAGCUCACCGGACGGAACGAUGUCAUCAUUGGAGGCGUCGAAGAAUAUCUUAUCGGAGAGGAAUCGGAGGAAGAAGCUUAAUGAUAGGCUUCUUGCUCUCAGAGCCGUCGUCCCUAAUAUCACCAAAAUGGACAAGGCAUCGAUAAUAAAGGAUGCAAUUGAGUACAUUCAAGAGCUUCGAUCAGAAGAGAAUCGAAUCGAAACCGAGAUUUCAAAUCUAGAAUCAGGCAAAUUCAAGAGCACAACAUCAAAUGAGGACGAUGAUCGUGAAAACAACAAUCGAAAUACAAGGAAGAGGGGAACAAAGAAUUCUAAUCGACAACUACGGGAGAAGCCAACGUCUUUCCCGAUCGAAAUUCUCGACUUGAACGUGAGUUACAUGGGAGAGAAGACGAUGGUGGUGAGUAUGACGUGUGAAAGAAGAAACGACGCCGUAUUGAAAAUUUGUCAAGUGAUUGAAUCUUUGAAGCUGAAGAUAAUUACGGCCAAUAUUACCGUCGUUGCCAAUAGGCUUCUCAGUACGCUCUUCCUUGAGGCAGAGAGAGCAGAAGAAGAGGAACUAAAGAUAAAAUUAGGGAAAGCAAUUGCAGCCAUUAGUGAUCAACAAAAUCCUAUAAGCAUUUGAUAAACCCCAUAGGACAUGUUCUUUUUGUGGCUCACAACUUUGUCAACUAAUUAAUUUCUAGUACUAGAUCUUCUUUUC
This is a messenger RNA of Cucumis melo (muskmelon), 926 nucleotides long. RefSeq names its product transcription factor bHLH35-like. NCBI's taxonomy places the organism in Eukaryota, Viridiplantae, Streptophyta, Magnoliopsida, Cucurbitales, Cucurbitaceae. Gene Ontology annotation, biological process: regulation of DNA-templated transcription. Gene Ontology annotation, molecular function: protein dimerization activity; sequence-specific DNA binding; DNA-binding transcription factor activity. Bases 102 to 848 code for a protein of 248 amino acids. The transcript is spliced from 5 exons. Gene Ontology annotation, cellular component: nucleus. The record is from RefSeq and is a predicted model, not a curated record.